AUGUUGAUGCAAAUUCGCAACAAGCUUCCCCAGGAGUACAGGCUUAAGCGCGUCGACGAGAUAGGGCACUACAUCCGAGACAACAAGAAGAAGAACUGGAACCAAGAGGCCGAUGUCCCCCGGUCGCACGUGUGGCUGCACGGCCCUAGGGUCACCACGUCCCGGCUUCGUGCAUACGUGAAGUACAUGGUUCGGGAGCUGAAGCUCGAUGCCGAGUCCAGCAAGGAGGGCGACAACGCCACAGGAACACAGCGUGUGCAAUCUACAACGGUGCACAUGCUCCUCGGGUGCAUAAAGGCAUGCCAGAUGGCUGCGAGAGUGGAGGCGACGAUAUACCGGGAGACGGAGCUGAGCAUCAUGCGUGAGAUAUCGGUGGUCAGGUCGGAGGUGCGGUUCAUGAUCCGCACCAAGAACGAGCGGGACCUCAAGGUGCUGCCGACGUGGGCGGCUAAGGCUUGGAACCCGCGGGAUACGGGCCCGUCGCACACGCUGUGGCAGUUUCUGCUGUUGAAGGUGCUCACGCUACUCUCCCACCAUUCUCUCCUGCGCGGCGCAAGCAUCCGCGAGAUCACGCUCCCCGACAUAUUCUUGUACCGAUUGGCGAGCACCUCGUCGGUGAACCCGGAGAACCAGCCGGUCGUCAUGGUCAUCGCUGCGCGGAACUCAAAGACGUCCAAGGAUGCGCGUCUGCAGCAGAGCUACGCUGCACGGCACCUCGAAGCAGAGUUGUGCGCCGUCGGCGAGACGGGCCUGUGGUUGCACUUCAUCCUCGACCAGUUCGGCCAGUUUCACGGCGUCCGCCUCAUUCCGCCGGUGGACACCAGCAGACGCGCGAGCUGGUACAAGAAGCACCUCUUCUUCGCCAAAAACGACACCGACCAAGGGGAGCUCUCUGCGGCAAGCCACCAACGCUGGACGUGGCAGUUAUGGGACAAAAACGGGGUCUUCUGCAAGAGGAACGUGCACGCCGCUCGAGCCGGAGGGGCCCAGGAGCUGGCCAUCGACGGCACGCCGCGCGCCGAGAUCACGGAGCUGGGUCACUGGGCGCUCGACAAGAUGACGCGAGCGUACAUCACCGCCAUUCCGGUGGGGGUGGUGAUGAAGAAGGCCGGUUGCUCUGGUUACAAGCAGGACUACUUCUUGGGCCGGAGCCGGGUGGAGCCCUCCGAUAAGCUCUUGAAGCUCCUCGCCGAGCACAUCUUCCCCGGCGUCGACGACAUGCUGAAGACGGCGGAAGGGAAGGCUGCCGAGGGGUCCGACGCCGACAAAGCCGCGGUGCACUUCUGGCGCACACUCGCGAUGCUGCGCCGCAUCAUUGCCGAGGACCUAGCGGUGAAGCUGGUCCGCACACCAUGGCACCCGUACGUCCAAGGCUCCGUGCUUUGCCGGAUCCCCCUCUUCCAACACUGGGCGAAACGGGUCGAGAGGGUCGACACCGAGACGAUCAACAAGCGUCGGGAUCCGACCCAAAUUCAGGCAGAGGAAAUCUCUGUCCUCAUGGACACCGAGUUCUACAACAUAUCCCUCAAGGCGAAGCUGACGAAGGAGAUGGAGCGCGCCGCGAACGAGAAGAUUGACUUCUUGGAGGAGCUCGAGAAGCGCGACGACACCAUCACGUCUCUCACCGCCGAGAUAACCCGUCUCACCGAGGCACUCCGUGUGUCAGAAGCACGGAGAGUGCCGGAGGCCCCGCCGUGUGCUACCGCGCAAUCUCCCAGCGAGGGUGGCUCGGCGGAUUCGGCCAACAUGGGAGCCGGCGCCGACGGAGGGGACGACAAACCCCCGCCACCCCCACAGACGGACAAGGAGGCUAGUUAUGAGCUCAACGUGGUACAACCGUGGCGGGAGGCCAAGACCGUGAGGGACGCCUGGCGCCUCUGGAACUCUGCCACCGCUAAUGACACCCGUCGGCUUUGCGACAGGAUCGCCGAGCCGGGGUUCAUCGACCGCCACACCCUCCUCGCAGGCGCGACGCAAGGUGCACUCAACAAGAGGGUGCGCCGCAUGCUGAAGGUCAUGGAUGCGGUGCGCCAGCUACGCGCGAGCGACGGCGAAGCCGACACCGAGGCCGUGGUCGACACACUGUACAGGAUCGCGGCAUCGGGCAUCGGGACCUUCGCCGAUGCCCUCACGGUGCUCAAACCGGGAACGACACCGAUGUUGUCCAAAGAGGCUGGCAUGGGAGUCAAGGGGCUGGGCCCCAAGGUGGUCUCGAAGCUACGCCUCGCCUGUGCGCUUGUGGCGCUCAACCGGAAGCAGAGUGAUUGGGUCGAAACCCUGUUUCCAGACACGUAG
Messenger RNA from Closterium sp. NIES-65, 2295 nucleotides. NCBI's taxonomy places the organism in Eukaryota, Viridiplantae, Streptophyta, Zygnematophyceae, Desmidiales, Closteriaceae. The record is from the annotation of a GenBank genome assembly.